Molecule: messenger RNA, 362 nt
Organism: Staurois parvus
Lineage: Eukaryota; Metazoa; Chordata; Amphibia; Anura; Ranidae
Source: the annotation of a GenBank genome assembly
AUGAUUUUGCAUUUCCAGGGAGGAAAACUGUUUGUAAACAAAACAGUUUUCCUCCCUGUCAGCUUAAGCACUCUGCUUUCGAUGGCUCUGCACAGCACAGCCAUGCAAAGCAGUGUGCUUACAGUGUAGCACAGACACACAGCCCACAGUAAAACACACAGUUAACCCUUUGAUCGCCCCUCAUGUUAACCCCUUCCUGCCCAGUGCCAUUAGUACAGUGUCAGUGCUUUUUUUUUAGCACUGCUCACUGUAUUGGUAUCACUGGGGAUGUCAGUGACACCAAGUCAGUUCUCCCCAGUGUCAGAAUGCCCACCGCGGUCCUGCUAUAAGUCGCUGAUUAUACCAUUACUAGUAAAAGAAAA